AAAAAUGUCAGUCAGUCGAUUUUUGCUUGUGGGAGGCAGUCAUGUGUUGUUAGUAAACGCUUUCGCAAGCUAAAAUUCGCUUUUGGAAAUUAAUUUCUCAUUACAAAUCACAUAAAAAUACUAUCAACUGUUUUAAUUGAAACGGCAUGUUGCUAUUAAGUUAAAGCAUUGUAAUUUACAAAGAAGUGCACUUACAUCGGUCGUGAUGGGUCGUUUCCUGACACCGGAUAAAUUGGCCGGGUUCGAAAAAUACAAGUACAAUUCCAUCGAUACUAGUGUGCUCAGUAACUAUGUUAUGCACCCAUUUUGGAAUUGGUGUGUUCAGUUUUGUCCGGUGUGGGUGGCACCAAACCUGCUAACAUUUGCUGGGUUCCUACUGACCGUUUUUAACUUCCUCCUAUUCUCGUACUACGACUAUGGGUUUCACGCCCUUACUGAAGAGAAUGUCACUAACGAUCACAUUCCUUCGUGGGUGUGGGCUGUGUCCGCUGUGAACUUAUUCGUGGCAUAUACUCUAGACGGCAUCGACGGCAAGCAAGCCCGCAGGACAGGCACUAGCGGGCCGCUGGGCGAGCUCUUUGACCACGGCCUCGACUCGUACUCGUCCGUGCUCAUACCCACUUGUUUGUACAGCAUAUUUGGAAGAGAUGAGUUAAGCCCACUCCGGUUUUUCUUUGUGAUAUGGAACAUAUUUAUAAACUUUUAUCUCACGCACUGGGAGAAAUACAACACUGGGGUGAUGUUCCUGCCUUGGGGAUAUGACUUCACCAUGAUUGGGUCGUGCUGCCUGCUGCUAACGACAUCUGUCAUUGGGCCUAAGGCGUGGCACGUGUCGCUGCCGGGAGGACUCAGCCCUGGGAUCGUGUUCGAGUUCGUGCUUUACUUCUCCGCCAUGAUCACCAGCCAGACCGUCAUCCUGUGGAAUAUUUACAAGUCGUACCGCGACGGCACGGGCAAGAUGCGUCCGUUCUCGGAGGCGGUGCGGCCGCUGGUGCCGGUGCUGGGUUAUUCCACUAUUCCCCCACCGUCGUACCGCGACGGCACGGGCAAGAUGCGUCCGUUCUCGGAGGCAGUGCGUCCGCUGGUGCCGGUGCUGCUGUUCUUCGCGCUCAGCAGCGCGUGGGCGCUGUACUCGCCCACCGACAUCAUCAACCGAGGCCCCAGGCUGUUCUAUCUGCUCACCGGAACUAUAUUCUCGAAUAUCAACUGCCGUCUGAUCGUGUCCCAGAUGAGCGACACGCGAUGCGAGCUGUUCAACGGGCUGCUGGUCCCGUACGCACUGGUGCUGGCGCUGGUGCUGUGCGUGCAGGUGUCGCCCAUGAGCGAGCUGCUGCUGCUGGCGGCGCUGUGCGCGGGCUGCUCCGCCGCGCACGUGUACUACGGCUCCCGCGUGGUGAGUACGGGCCGGUGCUGUGCGUCAGGUGUCGCCCAUGAGCGAGCUGCUGCUGCUGGCGGCGCUGUGCGCGGGCUGCUCCGCCGCGCACGUGUACUACGGCUCCCGCGUGGUGAGUACGGGCCGGUGCUGUGCGUCAGGUGUCGCCCAUGAGCGAGCUGCUGCUGCUGGCGGCGCUGUGCGCGGGCUGCUCCGCCGCGCACGUGUACUACGGCUCCC
Ostrinia nubilalis (European corn borer) is the source of this 1612-nucleotide messenger RNA. Its product is annotated as ethanolaminephosphotransferase 1-like. Gene Ontology annotation, biological process: phosphatidylethanolamine biosynthetic process. Gene Ontology annotation, molecular function: ethanolaminephosphotransferase activity. Lineage: Eukaryota; Metazoa; Arthropoda; Insecta; Lepidoptera; Crambidae. The transcript is spliced from 10 exons. The record is from RefSeq and is a predicted model, not a curated record. Gene Ontology annotation, cellular component: endoplasmic reticulum membrane; Golgi apparatus. The coding region runs from base 206 to 1546 and encodes 446 amino acids.